GUCCCUCAAAACCAUCAUUCACCCUAUAUAGCUUUCUCAUAGAUCUCUAUCACGAACCACUUCAUAAAACAAGAAACUCAAGGGCUUCACAUUUCAUAGAGCUCUCACACCACAUUAUCACCACUUGGUUUUGUGGCAAAUGAGGAAACCUGAUAUGAUGGGAAAAGACAAAAUCAACAACAACAUUAAGAGCAAGCUAAGGAAGGGUUUGUGGUCACCUGAGGAAGAUGAGAAGCUCCUAAGGUAUAUGAUCACUAAGGGACAAGGGUGUUGGAGUGACAUUGCUAGGAAUGCUGGUCUUCAAAGGUGCGGCAAAAGUUGCCGUCUUCGUUGGAUUAACUACUUGAGACCUGAUCUCAAACGUGGUGCAUUUUCACCUCAAGAGGAAGAAGUCAUCAUUCACUUGCACUCCAUUCUUGGCAACAGAUGGUCUCAAAUUGCCGCACGUCUCCCUGGUCGCACAGACAAUGAGAUCAAGAAUUUCUGGAACUCCACACUGAAGAAAAGGUUGAAAAUGAACAACAAUAACUCCACUUUAUCACCAAACAAUAGUGACUCAUCAGGGCCUAAAGAUGUCAAUGUCAUGGGUGGAAUCAUGUCCAUGAACGAGCAUGACCUCAUGACCAUGUGCAUGGACUCCUCCUCAUCAACAUCAUCAUCAUCAUGCAUGCAAUCCAUGCAUGCCACCAACAUGGUACUAACUAACCCCUUUCCCUUGUUGCCCAACAACCGUUAUGACAUGAUGACCGGUGCAACCGGUUUCCUUGACAACAUGGCUGCUGCAUGCUUAACCCAAGUUGGCAUGGUAGAUCAUGAUCAUGGGGUUGUUCAUGGGACAUUGGAGCCUAAUAAAACGCGUUUAGGAAGCGACUUUUCCCUUCCUCCACUAGAAAGUAGAAGCAUUGAGGACAAUAGUAGUACCCCAAUUGAUCAUGUGAAAAGCCAUAACAACAACAACCACUUCAAGAAUAGUUGCUUCAAUAACACUGAUCAUUACCAUCAUAUUCAAAGCUCCAACAACGUAGUUGUAGAGGAUUUGUUUGGGUUUGGAAAUCAUGGGCAAGGGGAAAACUUUAGAAUGGGAGAAUGGGACCUUGAGGGCUUGAUGCAAGACAUUUCCUAUUUUCCUUCCCUUGAUUUCCAAGUUUAAGUGUGUGUUUGGAUCCAAGUUGUCAUGAACAGUAAAUGCUACAAUUUGUAGCUUCUGCAUUGACAUGACUUAUUGAUAUGUUCCAAACACACUUUAAAUGUUAGUAUUUCUUUCAAAUUCGA
Glycine soja is the source of this 1272-nucleotide messenger RNA. RefSeq names its product transcription factor MYB83-like. Lineage: Eukaryota; Viridiplantae; Streptophyta; Magnoliopsida; Fabales; Fabaceae. The transcript has 2 exons. The coding region runs from base 140 to 1150 and encodes 336 amino acids. The record is from RefSeq and is a predicted model, not a curated record.